GCUGCUGCGUCCCGUCGCCAUUCGGCAGGCCGCCGCGUCGCAGGGCUCCGCGGACCCGCCCGCGACCCCGAGCCGGGCCUUGCCCGCCGUCCUUCGCCCGCCUUGACGCCGUCGCGGCCGGGACGGUUCAACUUCUCAUCUUUGUUGUUCUUCGUAUGCUGUAGGCUGUUUUCUGUGCCUUAGUCAAAAAGCCAUGUAGACUGCCUGCCCUUUGAAGACGUCUUCUAAGGUGUCUAGUAAGACAACUGCAAUAUUGAAAGUUUUAAAGACUAUAAGCGUGUGUGUUGUAGUAGAAGGAAGAAUGGACGUAUUCCAGGAACUUCGUAAACCAUCAGCACGUCUGGAGUGUGACCACUGUGGUUUCAGAGGCACAGAUUAUGAAAAUGUGCAGAUUCACAUGGGCACCAUCCACCCAGAAUUCUGUGAUGAAAUGGAUGCUGGUGGGUUAGGUAAAAUGAUAUUUUACCAGAAAAGUGCAAAGUUAUUUCACUGCCAUAAAUGCUUCUUCACCAGCAAGAUGUACUCUAAUGUAUAUUACCACAUCACGUCCAAACAUUCAUCCACAGACAAAUGGAAUGAUAAACCAAAACAUCAGUUGAACAAAGAAACAGAUCCUGUGAAAAGCCCUCCUUUUCCUGAACACCAGAAAAUGCCCUCUCAUUCAGCGGAACUCCUGAAACCCGUACCUGCCCUUUCCAUAGAAACACAGAAACUUGGCCCAGUUUUGUCUCCAGAAUCACCAAAACCUACUCCUCUUAGUCCCCUGGAGCCUCAGAAACCUGGCCCUGUUGUUUCUCCCGAGCUACAGACACCUUCUCUUCCUUCUCCUGAGCCUUCAAAACCUGCCCCUGUUUCUUCUCCUGAACUUCCGAAACCAGUCCCUGUUUCUGAAUUGCAGAAGGCUGUCCCUGUUCCUUCUCCAGAAUCACAGAAACUUGCCCCUGUAUCUCCUGAGCCAGUAAAAGCUACUCUUGUUAAUCCCAAAUCCCAGAAACACUCUCAUUUUCCAGAAACAUUGGGGCCACCUUCAGCCUCAUCUCCAGAGUCACCAGUUCUAGCUGCUUCUCCUGAACCUUGGGGGCCAUCCCUAACCGCAUCUCCAGAAUCUCGAAAGUCAGCCCAGACUACCUCCCCUGAGCCAAGGAAGCCAUCUCCAUCAGAGUCUCCUGAACCUUGGAAGCCAUUCCCUGCUGUGUCCCCAGAGCCCAGGAGACCAGCCCCAGCUGUGUCACCAGGUUCUUGGAAGCCAGGACCACCUGGGUCCCCUCGGCCUUGGAAGUCCAGUCCUGCAGCAGCAUCAGGACCUUGGAAGCCAGCUAAACCGGCUCCAUCGGUAUCUCCUGGGCCUUGGAAACCAAUUCCUUCUAUAUCCCCUGGACCUUGGAAACCCACUCCAUCUGUGUCCCCUGCAUCCUGGAAGUCUUCGUCAGUCUCACCUGGCUCCUGGAAAUCUCCUCCUGCAUCUCCUGAGUCUUGGAAGUCUGGCCCACCAGAACUGCGAAAGACAGCACCCACGUUGUCACCUGAACAUUGGAAGGCAGUUCCCCCAGUGUCUCCUGAGCUUCGCAAACCAGGCCCACCACUGUCCCCAGAGAUCCGUAGUCCAGCAGGCUCUCCAGAGCUCAGGAAGCCCUCAGGGUCACCAGACCUUUGGAAGCUUUCUCCUGAUCAGCGGAAAACUUCUCCUGCUUCACUUGAUUUUCCUGAGUCCCAGAAAAGUUCCCGUGGUGGUUCUCCAGAUCUCUGGAAGUCUUCCUUUUUUAUUGAACCUCAGAAACCUACUGUCUUCCCUGAGACCCGAAAACCAGGUCCUUCUGGGCUGUCAGAGUCCCCCAAAGCGGCCUCGGAUAUCUGGAAGCCGGUUCUUUCUAUCGAUACUGAACCUAGAAAACCUGCUUUGUUUCCUGAGCCUACCAAAACAGCCCCGCCUGCUUCUCCUGAACCACGAAAACGUGCUCUUUUUCCAGAGCCCCGGAAGCACGCCCUUUUCCCUGAACUUCCCAAAUCUGCCAUGUUCUCAGAAUCUCAGAAGGCAGUUGAGCUUGGUGAUGAACUACAAAUAGACACUGUAGAUGAUCAAAAGUGUGAUAUUUUGGUUCAGGAAGAGCUAGGUACACCUAAGAAACUCUUAGAAGACACUUUAUUUCCUUCCUCAAAGAAGCUCAAGAAAGACAACCCAGAGAACUCAGAUGCUGAGCUUAGUAGUAGUGAGUAUAUAAAAACAGAUUUGGAUGCAGUAGAUAUUAAAGGCCAAGAAUCGAGCAGUGAUCAAGAGCAAGUUGAUGUCGAAUCCAUUGAUUUUAGCAAAGAGAACAAAGUGGACGUGACUAGUCCAGAGCAGUUCAAAAAUGUACUACAAUUUACUGAAGAAAAAGAAGCCUUUAUCUCUGAAGAGGAGAUUGCAAAAUACAUGAAGCGUGGGAAAGGAAAGUAUUAUUGCAAAAUUUGUUGCUGUCGUGCUAUGAAAAAAGGUGCUGUUUUGCAUCAUUUGGUUAAUAAGCAUAAUGUUCAUAGCCCUUACAAAUGCACAAUCUGUGGAAAGGCUUUUCUUUUGGAAUCUCUCCUUAAAAAUCAUGUAGCAGCCCAUGGGCAAAGUUUACUUAAAUGUCCACGUUGUAAUUUUGAAUCAAAUUUCCCAAGGGGCUUUAAGAAACAUUUAACUCAUUGUCAAAGCCGGCAUAACGAAGAGGCAAAUAAAAAGCUAAUGGAAGCUCUUGAACCACCACUGGAGGAGCAGCAAAUUUGAUUUUUAAACACAGUGUGAAUAUUUGCUAUACAAAGUUGUUUGUUGAAACUAUUCUUAGAAAGUAUAGCUUAUUAAAUAGCUUAGUUGGGUCAGUAGAUGUUGAUGUGUAUGAUGUACUGUGUUUGUUUUAGUUGUGUUACAAAGAAUGAGCAUUUGGUUAUUUUUCAUGGUCUUUGUUUAUGUGGCUAUCUUGUAAAUCAGUAAAUUUCUACUGUAUAUUCCAGAUGGAUAAAACUUUUUUUAAGUAUAUUUGAAAAAUAAUAUGAAGGGGUAGGCAUUCCAUUUAAUAAUGAAGAGCAAGUUGUACUAAACAUGUCCAGUUGAAAUAUCCAUGUGUGUGAAACUAAUUACAGAUAAUAGAAAUUAUUAGUUGGAAUGAAUAAGAAUUAGGCAUGAAAAAUAAAUUUGAGAAAAAUUUUGUUCCCUUCCUUUAAAUGUAUUUUUAAAUCAUAAGAAUUAUUUUCUAUUUGAUCAUGUAAAAUUAGUUUAUAAAUCUUAAACAGUUUUAGGUGUUUAUUAGCUGUUAUGUCAUGGAAAGUUGGAGUCUCAGGGUUGCUGAUUUUUGCUGAGGAAAAUUGAGUAAGUCUUUAAAAUACUUUGGUUUGCAGCCUUCUCCUAUGGGAGACUAAGGGAAGAUGAGUGUGAUUUUAGUUAGGUCUUUCUUGUCGUUUGUUGUUUUCAAUGGAGUCUUCCAUUCUGUAUCUUACUUUAAGAUCUGGCUGGCCAUUCAUUUCCCUGCCAGCUCACACUAGUAGAUGAUCCUUAAUUGCCAAAUGUGUUAAAGCUUGUUUGUCCUACUCCUGGGGCCUUACAUGUCACCUGUUGGGGCUUUAGACCAGGGUGAUGAGUAGGAACUGAAAGUCUUCCAGAUUCACAGUAGAAAAUUUUAUAGUUAUUUCUGUUUGAGAAAUAUUAUUAAUUUUAUGUUUUUCACAGUUGUUAUUGUAAAUAUCUUGUUCCUGUUUAUGGAUUAUUUUAUUCUAAAAUAUUUUGUCAAAUGUGUAUCAAUCAAAUUAAAAACAGACUUUCAUGUCAGCAGCA
This is a messenger RNA of Lemur catta (Ring-tailed lemur), 3787 nucleotides long. RefSeq names its product chromosome alignment maintaining phosphoprotein 1 (gene CHAMP1). Gene Ontology annotation, biological process: protein localization to kinetochore; sister chromatid biorientation; attachment of mitotic spindle microtubules to kinetochore. The coding region runs from base 302 to 2746 and encodes 814 amino acids. The record is from RefSeq and is a predicted model, not a curated record. The transcript has 3 exons. Lineage: Eukaryota; Metazoa; Chordata; Mammalia; Primates; Lemuridae. Gene Ontology annotation, cellular component: nucleoplasm; spindle.